GCUGCAGUGCAUUGUGGGAUAACAGGAAGCAUCUGCUGCAGACAGGGCGACAUGUCACAGUGCAGGUAAUGUGGCUCUGCUCGUGUUUGUGGAUGUAGGAUUCCUAUAUAAACGAGCAGCUGUACUUACCAUGGAGAGGGAAGUGGUAGCUAAGAUGGCAGCGUCCACGGACGGGCAGACUAAAUAUGGGCAGUCAGUAAAAGGGCUCCUCACUGAGAAGGUCAGUACGUGCGGUGCUGAUGUUAUCGCUCUCACCAAGCAAGUGCUGAAAGGAUCACGCAGCUCUGAGCUCCUUGGUCAUGCAGCAAGAAACAUGGUCAUGCAAGAAGAUGCCAUUUUACAUUCAGAAGAUUGUCCUCUCUUUAUGAUCCAAUUCCUGGCUUUGGCUUCAAAAGCUGCAUCAAAACUCCUGAAUGUGGAAACCCAGCUUGAGAGCCUGAGAAAAAUGGCAAUUAUAACGACUCAUCUACAGUAUCAACAAGAAGCCAUCCAGAAGAACGUUGAGCAGUCAUCCAAUCUUCAGGAUCAGUUGAAGCAUCUGUUAAAGUGAGAAGAACGCAAUUUCCUCCGGACUAAAUCCUGAAUACUACAAGUCUGAAGGCCACUGAAUGCUGUUGUGUUUGCCCGCUGGCGGACGGCUCUCUUAGUUGUUCCAGAAGAAGCCUAUACUUGAAGUUGCUUUUGUAAUUCACAGUUUAUAGCACUGUAGGGCGGGUUUGUCAAUGUCCCACAAGUGUAGCUCUUGGUCAAGGUGGUGCGGCAUAAAGCCAUAGCAUUACCACACUGCGGUGAAACUGCAUGCGUUUUGCAGUGACGGUUAAACUUACAGAUUUACAGCAUUGCAGUAAUGGUAUGACUCUGUGCCCCGUCGCCAUUGCUGACCCUCGUCCGUAUACUCUCAUGAGCCUGAAAACUGUCACAGGGUUCGAAAUUUAUCAGACAGCUGAGACAUUUUAUGAAGUCCAUAUUGCACCAUAUGUCUCAAUGUUUACAGGGAGAACACGUAUCACAGGUCAGGCUUGCGGUUUAUUGAUAAUUGGUGCAGCUGGGACCUGCGCUGUUAGUGCAGUGCAGCAAACUGAAGUUAAAGAGGACCUGUUUUGGUAACUACAGUACUUGCAUUCCCCAUGUAAUAACAAUUCUGGAGCAUCUGUUCUUAUAAAUCUAUGUUGUGCCAUGCCUCUGUUAUUCCCACUAGAUGUAUAUA
This is a messenger RNA of Bufo gargarizans (Asiatic toad), 1207 nucleotides long. It is a transcript of the gene BORCS7, whose product is annotated as BLOC-1 related complex subunit 7. The record is from RefSeq and is a predicted model, not a curated record. NCBI's taxonomy places the organism in Eukaryota, Metazoa, Chordata, Amphibia, Anura, Bufonidae. The transcript has 7 exons. Bases 131 to 550 code for a protein of 139 amino acids. Gene Ontology annotation, cellular component: BORC complex.